This is a messenger RNA of Morchella sextelata, 599 nucleotides long. RefSeq lists its product as uncharacterized. The annotation marks the transcript as partial. The record is from RefSeq and is a predicted model, not a curated record. The transcript has a single exon. Lineage: Eukaryota; Fungi; Ascomycota; Pezizomycetes; Pezizales; Morchellaceae.
UGUUAGAAGAAGGCAAACGACCACCAUAUGGACCCAUAUAUGGAUUGUCUCAAAUCGAGUUGAAAGCACUACGGGAAUAUCUUGAUGAAAAUUUACCCAAAGGAUUUAUUCGGGCUAGUGAGUCACCAGCGGGAGCACCUAUAUUGUUCGUAAAGAAAAGCGAUGGAACCCUUCGACUUUGUGUUGACUAUCGAGGUUUAAAUGCAAUUACAAUCAAAAAUCGGUAUCCAUUACCAUUGUUAAAGGAAACCCUGGCUAAGCUGUCGAGAGCACAAUACUAUACCAAGUUGGAUUUACGUUGGGGAUAUAAUGAGAUCAGGAUAGCGGAGGGAGAUGAAUGGAAAACGGCAUUCAGAACUCGAUAUGGACAUUUCGAAUAUACAGUAAUGCCGUUUGGAUUAGCGAAUGCCCCUGCUACAUUUCAACAUUGGAUCAAUGAUAUUCUACGACCUUACCUCGAUCAAUUUGUGACGGCAUAUUUGGUUGAUAUCCUUAUCUAUUCCGAAACUUUAUCAGAACAUAAAGAACACAUCCGAAAGGUUCUAAAGGUACUUGAUGAGAAUCAUGUUCACCUUAAACCUGAAAAAUGUGAAUUUAUG